GGAGGAGGAGAGGCCAGGGCGGCGGCGGCGGCGGAGCCCAGGAGGGCGGGCAGCCCCCAGGAGAGCCGCCGCUGACGGGAAGCCCAGGGCAGCUGCUGGGCUCGGGCUAUGCGCGCAAAGGGACUGUGGCCUGAUAGAGUGGUUCCCUUGGAUGUGAAUGAAGCAUGCCCUGCCCUUCUGGGAUGCCUUAGGUGAUGCCACGCUCUUCUGCGAUGGCAAUUGGGGCUCUCUCUGGCUCUCUCCUUGUGACUUGCUGCUUGAUGGUUGCUCUCUGCAGUUCCGCUGCAUCUUUCCCAAAACUGGCAAAAGUUCAAGACAAGCAGGAGAUAAGACCAAGCCAAGAAAAGCGGGAUCACACGUCAGCCCGGGAGAGCCAGAAUCAGACAAGACCUGGGAAAAUGAACGAAAUGGGCAGGAGCGGGAGGGAGGAGGGCACCAGAGACUGGAAAAGCAAGGGCAGCAGAAAUUAUUCCAAUAAGGAAUCUUGGACUAAGCAAAAACAAGCUUUGAGUAGCCAAGCAACAAGUGGCAAGUUUGGGAGUCUCCAAGCCCAAGGGCAAAUGGAAGUUGUUCAGGAGGAGUUUCCAGCUGCUGAAGAGUCUUCCUUUUUGGAUGUUGCUGGUGGUACCCCUGAGCCGCCAGAGGAAUAUGCUUAUCCAGAUUACCGCGGGAAAGGCUGUGUGGACGAGAGUGGCUUUGUUUAUGCGAUUGGGGAGAAGUUUACUCCAGGUCCCUCUGCAUGCCCGUGCCUUUGCACUGAAGAGGGCCCUCUCUGCAUUCAGCCUGAGUGCCCCGGACUCCACCCUCGCUGUAUUCAUGUGGACACCAGCCAGUGUUGCCCGCAGUGCAAAGAGAGGAAAAACUACUGCGAGUUCCGGGGCAAAACCUACCAAACACUGGAAGAAUUCACGGUUUCACCUUGUGAAAAAUGCCGCUGUGAAGCCAAUGGCGAAGUUGUGUGUACAGUGUCUGCAUGUCCUCAGACGGACUGCGUGGAUCCCGUAUAUGAGCCAGAUCAGUGCUGUCCUAUCUGCAAAAAUGGGCCCAACUGCUUUGCAGAGACCACAGUCAUCCCUGCAGGUCGAGAGGUAAAGACGGACGACUGCACUAUAUGCCACUGUACCUAUGAAGAAGUGACUUGGCGAAUUGAACGGCAGGCGAUGUGUACCAGACAUGACUGCAAGCAGAUCUAGAUCCACAAGCCCAAUGCCUCGAGAUGUUUUUAUAAAAAUACUUCCAUGCUCCAAACGAUAUUUGAGUGAACCGAGAAACAUCUUCAAAAGAACUAUUGUUUUGCUUGAGGGCAAAGGACCCUGCUGGCAUUUUCUUUUUCCACAGUAGAACAGUAUUUGAGCAAAAGAAGGUUUGGACUUGAUUGUUCACAUCUUAUUAAAUGUGUUAUAUUUCCAAGGUGAGUACUGUAAAUUACAUUAAAAGAUUAUAUUAUUUCUAUAACCCUAUUAUAGAGUUUAAAAUAAAUGUUUUAUAUAGUUGAGAGAUUAAAUAAAUGUUGGGAGAGAUAAAUGAUUGUCUUCUUGCAUACCUGGUCUUGACUAAAAUAAAACAUUACUUUGCGA
This is a messenger RNA of Podarcis muralis (Common wall lizard), 1577 nucleotides long. RefSeq names its product von Willebrand factor C domain containing 2 (gene VWC2). NCBI's taxonomy places the organism in Eukaryota, Metazoa, Chordata, Lepidosauria, Squamata, Lacertidae. Gene Ontology annotation, biological process: negative regulation of BMP signaling pathway. Gene Ontology annotation, molecular function: protein binding. The record is from RefSeq and is a predicted model, not a curated record. Gene Ontology annotation, cellular component: AMPA glutamate receptor complex.